AGACCACCAGUAGUGUUCGUGCUUUUUGUUAGGAAAAGGCAAGUUUAGAAAAAAAAGAAUACAGAAUGAGAAUUCGAAUUGUGUGAGAACCGCAAUUCUCUUGAAAGUAAAUUUUCUCUUUAACCAGUUGCUUAUUCAUACGACAUGAUAGUAGAAGUGAGAAAAACUUGCCUCUUCUACAAUCGAAGAUUCUUGAGGAGCUUUAUGUAUCCGUAUUAAGCUUAUUGAUAAGAUAGACUUUGUUGAGGCCUUUUUAUUUUGGUCGAAGGAAAGUAAGGUUAAAGCUCUUAGAGAUUGUUUUUUUUUGAAGAGAAACAAAGAAUGGCGACGUCUCGAAUACUAGGAAUGGUCCAAAAAAUGGACCUUGUUGGUCUGGUGAUGCAGGCGCUCAAUGUCGCGACCUUGAUGGGCAGCAUUGGCUUGAAAGCGCCACAGAUUUUCAGAAUAUGGAAGCUUCGAAGUGUAACCGGAAUAGCAGAAACGAUGGUGAUCACAGAAGCACUCAGUACUUCAUUGUCCUGUGCUACUCAGCAACGAUAGUCAUCACAGAAGCACUCAGUACUCUCGUUUCAACUUCACCUCAACUUCAUUUACUGUUUACUAGUACUUUUUGACUUUGAGUUCAUCUUCAUACUAGAGCAAAACUGGAUUGUCUAAUUCGCAGUUUAGUUUUCGGGUUCCUUUUUUGCUCAACGAACCAACGCGUAUUAGCAACCAGAGUUUGGAGGAUCUGGAUUAGGAACUGUAUUUCAACAAGAGAUAAUUAGACACUGGCGUUUUACACCCGAUCCCAUUGAUGAUCUGGGUAUAUAGUGAUCAAUGAGUGAAUCGUUUGCGUAGGUGUAGGGCCUGGCCGUUGUGCUUCAGGCUUCCCGUUGGGUAUUUAAAUAGAACGAUAGGAGCGGGAAACUGUAGACCCAGGCACCAACAAAAAAAGCGAACAUGCUAGGUAAAUGAAUGAAUGAAUCGUACUACCAGAUAGCGGCCUGAGUACGACCUACGCCUUUCUAAAGGGGUUCCCAUUCGGCACGUGGGGCGAGUCCGCUUUUAUAUGGGUCCAAACGUUGAUGCAAGUCGGGCUAUUCUGGAAAUUCUCGCCAAAACUUGAUCUAUUCUUAAGGCUACAAGAAAUCCAUCUUCACAGGCAUCGAUCUUGGUCCCGUUUUUCAAGGGAAAAGGGGGGCCAGGAUGCUCCUGCGGAUGGAUUUCCCUUAGUUCUAAUAUUCCCGCGAUAUCUUGCGGGCAUCAUCUACGUGCUUACUUUCGUCGUCGUCUUGAAUCACGGACAUGUACUGAUACAUUUAAAAAGUUUCAUCUGCAACCACUUUCUUCGUGAUGAAAAAGGGCCUAGGUAGUAGUUGUUAUCCUUAGAAUUUGAUGAUUUCAGGACAUAGCGAUUUUGUUGUUCCUGGUCGCAAUAGAUAUUUUUCAGGUUCUUCGUCGUGUUGAAAGGCCACCUGUGACUUACCUUCUAACCGAGGUAGUUGGUGCUCAUGAGGAGGCACGACGAUUAUUGAAGCAUAAGCGUUUGUGAAGCUAUGGUUUCAAAAAACAGAUACUUCUAGACGACUUCGUGAUCGACACGAUUGGGCUGAUACCGUCAGGGCUCGGUACCGCCAGUAAGAUACCACAAAUCUGGCGCAAUUACUCACAGGGACACACGGGCACGCUCUCUUUAAUUACCUGGAUGCUUGCAUGGGCGGGUUGCGUCGUGCGGGUCGCCACUACAGUCUACUUCUUAAAAGGCGAUGCGGUGACACUUGUAGGGCACGCGUCAGCGGUCUUUUUGAACGCUAUCUUGAUAGCGCAAAUACUCAUUUAUUGGAAAAAGACAAACGCGGUUUUGGAGAAGGAAGCGGGGAAAAAGGACGAGUGAGGUCACGGAUCAAUACACUCGCAGUCGCUCCCCUACGCCGGUAGCUAGGUGCGUGGAAAAUAUGUAGGCAGGUUCUUAACGGAACUUGCUCGCGAUACAAAAAAAAGCAUUCGCGCCAUGCUGAUUGAGAUGAGUUAUGAGCUGAGUUAUCCCUUUUAUGACUAUCCAUCGUCGAUCCUGCUUCGUGCUGCCUUGUUGAAACGCGCCCCUCCCGUUUCCCCUUGAAUCGUGUAAAUUAGCGCAGAACCACAACCCCAGUUGUACACAAAUCAUCUGGUUUUUUUUUAAGAUCAAAAGCACCUUUAAGUGUGAAUAAAAAUGUCAAAAGCGCUCAGGUUGUUCUCGUCUUUGACGGAUAGGACAAGCUUUAAGCACGCGCGAAUGAUAACUUAUUCCCAGAAUGGGUACACGACUACUACUACACAAAGAUGAAAUGG
This is a messenger RNA of Amoebophrya sp. A25, 2313 nucleotides long. Lineage: Eukaryota; Dinophyceae; Syndiniales; Amoebophryaceae. The record is from the annotation of a GenBank genome assembly.